This is a messenger RNA of Malania oleifera, 1111 nucleotides long. Its product is annotated as truncated transcription factor CAULIFLOWER A-like. The coding region runs from base 1 to 810 and encodes 269 amino acids. Gene Ontology annotation, molecular function: protein dimerization activity; RNA polymerase II cis-regulatory region sequence-specific DNA binding; DNA-binding transcription factor activity, RNA polymerase II-specific. Gene Ontology annotation, biological process: positive regulation of transcription by RNA polymerase II. NCBI's taxonomy places the organism in Eukaryota, Viridiplantae, Streptophyta, Magnoliopsida, Santalales, Ximeniaceae. The transcript has 7 exons. The record is from RefSeq and is a predicted model, not a curated record. Gene Ontology annotation, cellular component: nucleus.
AUGGGGCGAGGGAAGAUAGAGAUAAAGAGGAUAGAGAGCAAAGUAGGCAGGCAAGUGACUUUCUCGAAGAGGAGAGCGGGGCUGGUGAAGAAGACGCACGAGCUUUCUGUGCUGUGUGAUGCCCAGAUCGGCCUCAUCGUCUUCUCCGGCACCGGCAAGCUCUUCCAGUACUCCACUCACCCUUUCAGUAUGGAGCAAGUCAUUGAAAGGUACCAGACAACCAAAGGAAUUCCAUUUCAGCACCACGAUAACCUACAGGAGCAACAAUACGACAAGCUGGCGCAAAUGAGAAGUCAAGUAGAUCAGCUUGAACUAAGUCUGCAACGGUUCGCAGGCAACCUGGGUUUCACACAGUAUGAGGAUUUGGAUAAACUAGAAGAGCAGCUUGAAAGCUCUGUUAACAAAAUUAGGUCUAGGAAGAAUGAGCUUCAACAACAGCAAUUGGAUAAUCUGCGCAGGAAGGAGCGGUUGAUGGAGGAGGAGAACAACCAUCUCCAAGGUUUGAUAAGGGAUCAGCACAAGGCAGCCAUGUUGGAGUAUCAGCGGGUAGCAGCAGCAGAACUGAAGGUGGCACCGCUAUCACCGCCGCCGCAGCAGCAGCUGCAGCAAGUACUGGCUGAAGCUGCGUUCUUUGGAGCAGAAGGACCCAGCAGUGUGCUUCAGCUUGCGACUCUCCCGGAUUCCGGCCACGAUGAUCAUCGUCAUCAUCUUCAUUAUCCAUAUCGUCUCCACCCCACCACCAACACUCACCCGACGGCGGCCACCAAUCUUCAGCACCCAAAUUUCCACCACCCCCGCAGCGUCGGGUAGAACUGUUUCAUGAGAAAAGGCAGCCCCAAUCACGUACGCAUACAUAUUUAUAGGUUGCUGAUGGUAGAUCCAGGCAUGGGCUAUAGUUUAAAUUAACACCUUUAGUUUGAAUUUGUAAUAGGUAAUUAAUUUGUUCUAGUCUUUUUUCUCUUUUUAAGAGGUAAAGUUGAAAAUUACUGCAUUAAGAACUCCCCAACAAGAUGUUUGGGAGCUGAGAAUUACACAGCUAGAAAGUAAGGACAGAAUUACAUCCCUAUCGUUGCACAACAUAGCAGAUAUAUAUCCUUAAUUUAUUUGUUUG